AUGGCUUCCAUCAUUUUUUGGAAUUGUAGGGGGGCUAGGAAGAAGGAGGCCUCCCUAUAUCUUAGACAGAUUGUGAAAGACAAUAAAGGUUUUUUUGUUGGUUUAACUGAAACAAAAAUGUCUUCUCUUGAUAGGAAUGACAUAAAUCAGAUUAUUGGUAAUGAUUGGGAUUAUUUUCAUCAUCCAUCGAUUGGCAUUUCGGGUGGAAUCUUAGUGAUGUGGAAAAAGGAGAUUGCUUCUUUUGAAGUCAUGGAUCAUUCUUCCCAAAUGAUUAUGGGAAAUCUUAGCGUCAAUGCUCUGGGUAAAUGGAAAAUUGCAACGGUCUAUGGAGGUAAGGAUGCUCAUACUCGUAAAUCCCUUUGGCAACAGCUUGAAAGUUGUAUGAUUGGUGAUGAUCCAGGUAUCAUAGUGGGUGAUUUCAAUUGCAUCCUCUCCAAGGAGGAUAAGAAGGGUGGAAAGAGGUUUCAUCUUUCUAGUGGUUAUAAAGAUAUGAAGAUGUUUUUAGUGAAUAAUGAUUUCCAUGAUAUUGGAUUUGUGGGUCCAAGUUAUACAUUGUGUAAUAAUAAAGAAGGAACAUCUAGAAUAUGGGAGAGACUUGAUAGAUGUUUAUUAAAUUCUGCAACCCUUCAAAACAUCCCAAUGGCUAAGGAUAUCUUGCAACUUCAGAUUGAAGAGACCAGUGAAGGAAGCAUAAUGGCUGAGAAGUUGAAAGCUUUGAGAUGUAAAGUCCAUGAUCUCAAUGUGACUUUGAAAAGGCCAUCUACUUGGUGGAAUCACAGAGCAAAGAUCAGAUGA
Messenger RNA from Dendrobium catenatum, 795 nucleotides. RefSeq lists its product as uncharacterized. The transcript has 2 exons. The record is from RefSeq and is a predicted model, not a curated record. The coding region runs from base 1 to 795 and encodes 264 amino acids. Lineage: Eukaryota; Viridiplantae; Streptophyta; Magnoliopsida; Asparagales; Orchidaceae. Gene Ontology annotation, molecular function: catalytic activity.